UUCGUCGUUUGAUUUGCACUGGAAGCAGUCCAAUUAGUAUUUGCCCUUCUACACGAACGCAUUCAAAUAAGAAACUAAAGUGCAAUUGCAAAAUAGUUUAUAGCGCAAAACAAAAUGCAAUUGUGGUUAAACUUGGCGCUGCUGGCCGGCCUAAUGCUAGCGGUCUCUGGCACCAAGCCGCCUCGCUGGGAUCCCAACUAUAUUGUGAAGGGCACACUGUACAUUCCCUAUGCCGAAAUAGCUGAGCCCUUCUAUGCCUGGUACGAUAAGAACACAAAACGCUCCCGUAUCGAUUACUAUGGCGGCAUGGUGAAAACAUAUCAAUUGGCGGGUGAGGGACAAUAUGGCACCUCGCUGAAACUGGCACCGGUUACCACACAGGAUGCCCUCAACAAGCUGAGCUGUCUGCAGGUUAAUGGCACCGCCAAUCAGACUGUGGAAAUCCAAAGUGUUUUGCCCGAUGCCAAGCCAUUCCAACUGAUUGGUACUGAAACGUUCCUGGGCUUUACAUGCGACAAGUUUAGGCUGGAAGAAACAAUUGGUCAGAAGAAGAACGUCUAUACAUUGUGGGUGCGCUACAAGAAGUCACCACAUUAUCCAGCAAGCCGUAUGCCGAUUCCCGUGCGCUAUGAGAUGCGUGGCUAUAAUUCGUUGUUGGGCUCCCAUUAUGAUCAUUAUUAUCUGGAUUAUGAUAGCUAUGAGCAUGACGAUAUUCCCAAUGAAGUGUUUGAGAUUGAUGAGAAUUUGACAUGCACUGGUUUCCCGGGACCGGGUACUGGACACUUUGCCACCUUCAAUCCCAUGCAGGAGUUUAUCUCAGGCAGCGAUGAGCAUGUGGAUACGGCAUUCCAUCACUUUAAGCGCAAGCAUGGUGUCGAAUAUCAGGACGACAAGGAGCACGAGCAUCGCAAGAACAUUUUCCGUCAAAACUUGCGUUACAUUCACUCAAAGAAUCGUGCCAAAAUGAGCUAUACGCUGGCUGUCAAUCAUCUGGCCGAUAAGAGCGAUGAGGAGUUGAAGGCACGUCGCGGCUACAAAUCUUCGGGUGGCUACAAUUCCGGCAAACCCUUCCCCUACGAUGUGGAUAAGCUCAAGGAUGACAUUCCCUCGCAAUACGAUUGGCGUCUUUAUGGUGCCGUCACCCCCGUGAAAGAUCAAUCGGUGUGUGGUUCAUGCUGGUCCUUUGGUACCAUUGGACAUAUCGAGGGCGCUUUCUUCCUCAAGAAUGGCGGCAAUCUGGUGCGUCUCUCGCAGCAGGCUUUGAUCGACUGCUCUUGGGGUUAUGGUAACAAUGGCUGCGAUGGCGGUGAGGAUUUCCGUGUCUACCAAUGGAUGAUGCAAGUUGGCGGCGUUCCCACCGAGGAGGAAUAUGGUCCCUAUCUCGGACAGGAUGGCUAUUGUCAUGUUAAGAAUGCCACACUUGUUGCACCCAUAACCGGCUUUGUCAAUGUCACUUCGAAUGAUCCCGAUGCCUUCAAGUUGGCGCUGCUUAAGCAUGGUCCACUCUCCGUAGCCAUUGAUGCCUCACCCAGGACCUUCAGUUUCUACUCGCAUGGUGUGUACUAUGAACCAAAUUGCAAAAACGAUGUCGAUGGCCUCGAUCAUGCUGUACUGGCUGUGGGUUAUGGCAACAUUAAUGGCGAGGAUUAUUGGCUGGUGAAGAACUCUUGGUCCACCUACUGGGGCAACGAUGGUUACAUUCUAAUGUCGGCUCGGAAGAACAACUGUGGCGUCAUGACCAUGCCAACCUAUGUGGAAAUGUAAAAUCAUAUUCGUACGAUAUUAACAAAUAUGAUUUCAAUUGCCCCAAGGGCUUUAAAUAAGCAAUAAAAACAACAUGUUUAUACUCUUUUUUUUAUAUA
Drosophila nasuta is the source of this 1862-nucleotide messenger RNA. RefSeq names its product C1 family peptidase 26-29-p (gene CtsK1). The transcript has 3 exons. Gene Ontology annotation, molecular function: cysteine-type peptidase activity. NCBI's taxonomy places the organism in Eukaryota, Metazoa, Arthropoda, Insecta, Diptera, Drosophilidae. Gene Ontology annotation, biological process: proteolysis. The coding region runs from base 115 to 1764 and encodes 549 amino acids. The record is from RefSeq and is a predicted model, not a curated record.